GUGAUCGUUGCUGAAACCAUUCAUUCACCAUGGCCCGUACCAAGCAGACCGCUCGUAAGUCCACCGGAGGAAAAGCUCCUCGCAAGCAGCUGGCGACCAAGGCUGCCCGUAAGAGCGCUCCAGCUACCGGAGGAGUUAAGAAGCCUCAUCGUUAUCGGCCAGGAACUGUUGCCCUGCGUGAGAUCCGUCGUUACCAGAAGUCGACUGAGCUGCUGAUCCGCAAGCUGCCUUUCCAGCGUCUGGUUCGUGAGAUCGCCCAGGACUUCAAGACUGAUCUGCGUUUCCAGAGCUCGGCUGUCAUGGCCCUGCAGGAAGCCAGCGAAGCUUAUCUGGUCGGAUUGUUCGAGGACACCAAUCUGUGCGCCAUUCACGCAAAGCGUGUCACCAUCAUGCCCAAGGACAUCCAGCUGGCUCGCCGUAUUCGUGGAGAACCAUUCUACCAAACCAACACCGAAAUGACUGAUACCGAAGUUGCUGCUGCGGCUCCAGCUGCCGCUGCCUCUCCUGCCAAGGCCACCAAGAAGCCGAAGGGAGAUAAGAAGCCGAAGAAGCCAUCCACCCACCCGCCGGUCAACGACAUGGUUGUUGCCGCCAUCAAGGCCCUGAAGGAACGCAAAGGAUCGUCGCUGCAGGCCAUCAAGAAGUACAUUGCCGCCAACUACAAGUGCGAUGUGGCCAAGCUGUCGCCCUUUAUCAGAAAGGCCCUGAAGAGUGGUGUUGAGAAGGGAAAGUUCGCCCAAACCAAGGGCACCGGAGCUUCAGGAUCGUUCAAGAUCAAGGCCGAGGAAAAGAAGCCAGCUGGCGAGAAGAAGAAGAAGGUUGCUGCCAAGAAGCCUAAGAAGGCUGCUGGAGAGAAAAAACCAAAGAAGGCCGCUGGUGAGAAGAAGGCUGUUGCCAAGAAACCAAAAGCCGCUGGCGCUAAGAAGCCAAAGGCCGCUGCGGAGAAGAAGGCCAAGGCUGCUACUGCCAAGACCGCCAAGAAAGCCGGCACAGUGAAGAAAGCCGCUGCUCCCAAGAAGGCUGCUGCCCCCAAAAAGGCCCCUGCCAAGCCAAAGGUCGCCAAGAAGCCCAAGACCCCCAAGAAGCCAGUGGCCAAGAAGACUGUAGCCAAGAAGGCCGCCGCCAAGAAUUCAUUCACCAUGGCCCGUACCAAGCAGACCGCUCGUAAGUCCACCGGAGGAAAAGCUCCUCGCAAGCAGCUGGCGACCAAGGCUGCCCGUAAGAGCGCUCCAGCUACCGGAGGAGUUAAGAAGCCUCAUCGUUAUCGGCCAGGAACUGUUGCCCUGCGUGAGAUCCGUCGUUACCAGAAGUCGACUGAGCUGCUGAUCCGUAAGCUGCCUUUCCAGCGUCUGGUUCGUGAGAUCGCCCAGGACUUCAAGACUGAUCUGCGUUUCCAGAGCUCGGCUGUCAUGGCCCUGCAAGAAGCCAGCGAAGCUUAUCUGGUGGGAUUGUUCGAGGACACCAAUCUGUGCGCCAUUCACGCCAAGCGUGUCACCAUCAUGCCCAAGGACAUCCAGCUAGCUCGCCGCAUUCGUGGAGAACGUGCUUAAGUUGCUCCGGAUCUGAUCUGUUUCUGCCAAUUCAAACCAAACGGUCCUUUUCAGGACCAAAAACUUACUCAACAAAGAGUUGGACAUUGAUUUCUGAAUUUGUUGAAACGAAAGUUGAGGACUCUGUGUACAAUACACGACCGCUAGGUGAACGUGGAAUUAAGACAGUCUGUUUUGCAGUGAUGAAAUCUUUAAUUAUUGCUGAAAUCGCUGGUUGGUUUAGUUCUUCGGUGUACUUUGGGCGACCGACCACACAACACAAUCUAGCUGUGAAUAUGCCACUACAGGGCCCGACAAUUGAA
Uranotaenia lowii is the source of this 1852-nucleotide messenger RNA. RefSeq names its product histone H1.8-like. The transcript has 3 exons. Bases 30 to 1550 code for a protein of 506 amino acids. Lineage: Eukaryota; Metazoa; Arthropoda; Insecta; Diptera; Culicidae. Gene Ontology annotation, molecular function: protein heterodimerization activity; structural constituent of chromatin; DNA binding. Gene Ontology annotation, cellular component: nucleosome. Gene Ontology annotation, biological process: nucleosome assembly. The record is from RefSeq and is a predicted model, not a curated record.